AUGAAUCACCUAAGUUUAAGCUAGUAGCAAGACUUAGUUUAAUUACUAACAAUAUAUAUUAGUAAGCAUGAAUAAAUAUAAAAUUCAAACCAAUCACUAGAUGAGAUGUUGAAAUAGUUUAUUAAAAUUUACUCUCGUAGAUUUUAAUAAAAUGAAUAUCAGAAUACUUUAAUUAGUUCACAAGUGUUAAUAUCAAGUCAAAAAAUAAUGUAGGAAAAGCCAUAAUUGCAAUCAAAGAUUAUAAUUUUGGAUCAACUCAAAGAGUCAAGGGAGUAAGUGCUUUUGAAACUAGAUUAAAGAGAAUAAGAGUAGUCUAAGUUAGAAAAGGUUUUAGCGAGUCUUAAUAAAAAAGAAUCAAUUUAACAUUAAUUUGAAGAUCUGAAUGAUGGAAUAUAGAUGUGCGAGGAGAAAUGUGUUUUAUUAUAAGAAGAGAAUCUUGAGUUUACUAAGAUAGCUGAUUCUUUAAGAUAGUAAAACGAGCAAUUAAAACGUCGCUAUUCUAAAGUAAAAAGAUUUAAUAUUAGACUUAUAGGCUCGUUCUACUUAUGAUAACAAUAUAUCUACCUUGAAUGAGUUGCAAAAACAUGGGAUGAAUCUAAAUUAUCGAAUAAACAAAUCAUUAAAAAUAAUUAAAGACUUAGGACUAUUAAAUCAAAGUGGAACAGUAAGUUAAAACAGGAAUAAUAGACUUGAGAACUUCGUUAGUAAUUAUUCAGAGUUGGAGGAUACAUGUAUAACAUAAUUAAAUUCAUUUUGAGCACCUCAAAGAGUUCUAAAAAAAUUUGGAAACGUAUGAAGGAAAUAUUGGUUAACAGGUGGCUGAAAGAAUUUAAUAAUUAAUCACCAUCAAACAAGAAUUAGCAUAAAUUAAUAUGAAGGAUCCCAGUUUGAACUCACCUAGAUAGUAGGAAGUAGAAACAGUUGAUCCUAUAUUGACAUCGGGAGCAUUUAGAUUUAAGACUCACCAUAAUUUAGGAGAGAAAUAAAUUAGAAGAAGGCAGAUCUCGUCACAGGAAGAGGAUCUCAGGGCUUUCUCUGAAUUAAAUGAAGAAGAUGAAGUGAAACAUUCUUCUUCAGAUGAGGAUGAUAAACGUCCUGAAUAGAGAUCCCAUAAGUAGCCAUGGUAUUAUAAAUCAGCAUUUCCAAUAAUAAGUAGUAAGAAUUCAGAGAAGAAAUGGGAAAAUUAUAGUGGGAGAAGGAAACAUCAGAAAAAUAUGUAUUCUUUUGCAUCUGAAUCAUCAGAUUAGAGUUUCAAUAGAAUGGGUGCGAUGACUUUGAAAGAAGAAUUUUAAAGCAUUUAUUAAUAGGAACAAGUAGAUGAAGAUAUCAAAGAAAAGGAUACUGAGUUGAAUGAUAGCGAUGAAAUACCUUAGCUAGUUUAAUAAUAGUCAAUAAUCUAAGAUUCUACUAUUAUCAUAAACAGAAAGUCACAAUAACUAAGUAAAUCAAAGGUUUAAAUUGAAACCACAGAAGAACCUGUUAAGGUUGACCCUUACAAAAAUCUAAAGAUAGCAGGGGUUUUACUGGCUACUUGUGGAAUAGCUGGAUGGCUAUGUAAGAAGUAUUUUUGA
Paramecium octaurelia is the source of this 1571-nucleotide messenger RNA. The record is from the annotation of a GenBank genome assembly. Lineage: Eukaryota; Ciliophora; Oligohymenophorea; Peniculida; Parameciidae.